UCGAUUCAUCUUCAAACUUCCUGGAUUUCCGUCGAUCGAAACUGAGACUCUCCUUCAGUUGCAGCGCCUGAGACUCGGGAAUCUCUACAUCUCUCUCUCUCUUUGAAGUUUCUGAUGCUUUUAAUACCGAUCCUCGCCCCAAGGUUUCCCGGGUGUUUCUCCGUUUGGUGGUAGUCCAUGCCGCCAUAUUUAGUCCUUUGUGUAUCCAGAGAUUCUUCGGUGGCUAAUAUAUAGCAUUCACGGGUGGAAUUUGCCAUAGCUUAUUUGAUCUCUGGAAAUGUCACAUACAUUGUUUCCUGUUCCUUAUUCAUUUGUCCGUACCAGAACUGUACCAAAUGAAAAUGGAAGAAGUUUUUGGUAUCCAUGCCUGGGAGUUGCGAAGCCGAUAAGAUAUCCCAUUAAAUUCGUACAUCGAUCACAAAGAUUGAAUUUGUCUGCUGGAAUUGGUGAAAUGGAUGGAAUAAUCAUUGUUGAUCAUGGUUCACGGAGAAAGGAAUCCAAUCUUAUGCUAGAUGAAUUUGUGGCGAUGUUUAGAAAUAAAACUGGCUAUCCCAUUGUAGAACCUGCUCACAUGGAAUUGGCUGAGCCAUCAAUAAAAGAUGCCUUUUCUCUGUGUGUAAAACAAGGUGCAAAACGUGUGGUUGUGAGCCCGUUUUUUUUGUUCCCUGGACGACAUUGGCAUCAGGAUAUUCCUUCCUUAACGGCUGAAGCUGCAAAGGAGCAUCUUGGUGUGUCGUAUAUAAUAACUGCUCCUUUGGGUCUCCACGAACUGCUUGUGGAUGUUGUGAAUGAUAGAAUGAAGCAGUGCUUAAGCCAUGUAUCUGGAGAAUCGCAAGAGUGCUCUAUUUGUGCGGGAACUGGCAAGUGUCGUAUCCAUACAGUUUAACUCGAUGUUCAGAAGAACUAGACUGCUCUGCUGCUUGUAAAGUGAAAUUUUCUUUCUAGCUUAUACAAUUCUCUCCAAGAUUUGGUUUUGGCUAAAGUGAAGGUUUCUUUCUGCUGCUGCUUUCUGUUUCAAGAAUCUAUUUCCACUCCAGAACCUGGUGAAUGGUCAUCUUCUUCUUUUCUUUCUUCUUUAUUAUUAUUUUUUCAAGUUCUUAUAAAUAAGUGAUUCAAUUUUAUUUUGGUACAUAAAUCAAACCUUUAUUUUAGGUUGUUUAAAUACAAGGUAACUUUUACUAAUUAAAGGGCAUAAACUGACAAUUAGGCUUGUUUGAUGUAGAGUUAUUUAGAUAUAAUCUGGAUUAUUUGAAAAAAGAAAAAACUCGUUUGUUGAUAAUGAAAUAAGAGGUUAUUUGGCCCUUGUUCAGUCUUGAAA
Messenger RNA from Impatiens glandulifera, 1318 nucleotides. RefSeq names its product sirohydrochlorin ferrochelatase, chloroplastic-like. The coding region runs from base 278 to 886 and encodes 202 amino acids. Gene Ontology annotation, molecular function: lyase activity. The transcript is spliced from 7 exons. The record is from RefSeq and is a predicted model, not a curated record. Lineage: Eukaryota; Viridiplantae; Streptophyta; Magnoliopsida; Ericales; Balsaminaceae.